Molecule: messenger RNA, 1286 nt
Organism: Laccaria bicolor S238N-H82
Lineage: Eukaryota; Fungi; Basidiomycota; Agaricomycetes; Agaricales; Hydnangiaceae
Exons: 4
Coding region: 144-1286 (380 amino acids)
Source: RefSeq, a predicted model, not a curated record
UGAGGUUUCUUCUUCUUCGUCUUCUUUAUUCACGACCCUACAGCGCCAGAAGUGCACGGAGGACCGCACUUAUUGUCAAUUCUACGCGCUUUGAACAACCACAUUCAUUUGGCCGACGCUCUUUCACCAACCCCCUCCUCGACAUGUUCACUCCGCCUCCAUCUCCCGGACCGACCGCUAACUUCACCCCUGUGUCCAACCCCACGUCACAAUCGUCAAUUGGCCCUACGCUGGGGGCCAAGAAGCGGACUGGACGCCAGUUUCGACGGGCGGUCAUUAUUGUUCCCCUCGUUCUCAUGGCAAUCACUAUUUCCGCACGACUUCUCUCUUUGACCCCCUUCUCGCCGCCUGUACCCGUAUCAUGGCAUGGCCUGAUCGCCGACGGUUCAAAUCGGAGGCCACACCGACGGCACCCAUUACCUGCGCCUCAACUGCCCCAGAGUUCAUCAUCGUCUUCAGCUCCUUCAACGUCAACGUCUCUCGGUGCAGCUUCCUCAACUGGCAUUUCCAAUCAAAUCACUCCGACAGUCCCAUCCUCCCCUCCUCCCCUGCCGACACCAUUUCCUCAACCUUUCGAUGGAAACCUUGCGCAGAACUUCUCAAGUGUAUCAUGUUUCAACUUCUUCGGCAAUAUGACGAACACGCAGCCCUUCCGUGCAUGUCGUCCGUUCUCUCUGCUUCUCCAGAGUUCAGACUCUUUUAUCAAUGCCCAACAAAAUUUAACGCUUUUGAAUUCAAUAAUCUGGGGAACGUGUAACACGAGCCCAGGAGUUGCCCAAUGUGCAGCCAAUAUGGGAUGGUUCGCCGCAUCCCUCAAGACAGCAUGUGCCCAAGACCUCAAAGAUCAAAAUUCCAUGGCCGUGAACACCUUGGCAGCUCUACAAGCCUUUCAAGUCAUGCAUGAUGCAUCCUGUCUAGCCGAUCCAACGACGAACACUUACUGCUUCCUAACAGCAGUUCGGAACCCCAGUCCUUCCGAUCUGUACUACUAUCAGCUGCCUUUGAGCAUCCUAUUACCGAAAAGCUCGACGCCUUCAUGUGGUGCAUGCACCAAGAGCGUUAUGGGGAUCUACGCGGCUGCAAUACAAAAUUCUACACAGGCACCAGGACUGGCGGGGUUAAAAGCGACGUAUCAGCCCGCGGCCGAGCUCUCCGUCGGGUUAUGUGGCGCAGGAUACGCAAAAACGCUCGCGAGCAGCGCUUCAUCGUUGUCGGGAACCAACGUGAAUAUUCUCGCAGUGUUUCUAGUUAUGACCACAUGGACCUUGUUGGUUUUCUUUCCAUGA